Messenger RNA from Nicrophorus vespilloides, 730 nucleotides. RefSeq names its product zinc finger protein sens-like. The record is from RefSeq and is a predicted model, not a curated record. The coding region runs from base 100 to 471 and encodes 123 amino acids. The transcript has 2 exons. Lineage: Eukaryota; Metazoa; Arthropoda; Insecta; Coleoptera; Silphidae.
UGUUUACGUUAACCUGCAAACGUCAAAGCUGGCUUUAUCCGAAAACAAAAACAACAGUUGAAACAAACAACAACAACAACAACAAAAAAGUAGUUGUUUAUGUCCAAUUUCCAGAUGGAUUGCAGCGUGUGCGGGGACACCUUCGACUCUGCCUCAGGGUUAUUGAAACAUUACGCAGACUACGUUCGCAACGAUCUUCUGAAUGGUUCUGCAGAAACGCAAUCACCAAGUGCUCACAUCAAAGCUCAAGUUAGCAGUUACGAGGAUGUAGAUUCAGGCUUCGAGGAUGUGAAUCCCAUAGCAUUGUGUCGGGUCACAAUGAACACCAACAUGCAGAAUAUGAAACCGUUCAAAUGCAAUUUGUGCAAAUCCAGUUUUACGAAGAGGACUGCCCUGAGUAAUCAUAAAAUUAAGAAACAUAACAGGGCGUUGCCACAACUCAAACCCAUCAAGUUUUUCAAGAGGAAAUGAACUGUGUAAGUAUUUCAUAAUCUAUUACUUUACUUUUACUUUAGUCAUUAAAUGCUAAGACUGAAUAAUUUCAUAACACUUCUAUUAUUAAACAAACAAGUAUUAAGAAGUGAAGAUUUGUUUUCUAAAUUGUUCAUCUGGUAGAUUCCAUGUCCAAAUUACUUUUAACACUAUAUCUCCACCAAAUUUUAUGUAUACCAUAUCUAGUCAUACGUCUAGUGAUACUUUGAUACAAAUUAAUGAUAUAACAUAAGUAUUA